GGAAGUCGCAGUCUGUUGCGAUGAGAACAUCCUGCACUGACUGAAUGAACUGAAACUGAUUAUUCGUUCUGAAACUUUCUGUAUGACAAUUUAACACCAUGGCUCCAAAGAAAUACACACUACCCCGUCCACUUCCAGACGGAUGCAUUUUAACAGAUUCAGAAAAGAAAAAUUGGCGCAUCGGCAAAAUCAUUGGAAAAGGUGGUUUUGGACUGAUCUACUUGGCCUCUCAGGAUGUGAAUGUCCCUGUUCAAGAUGACACUGAUUUUGUGAUCAAAGUGGAAUAUCAUGAAAAUGGACCUUUAUUCUCAGAAUUGAAAUUUUACCAACGAGCAGCAAAGCAAGAUACUAUGAACAAAUGGAAGAAGUCUAAACACCAGGAGUUUUUGGGGAUCCCAACUUACUGGGGGUCUGGACUGGCUGAAAAUAACGGGACACGGUACAGGUUUAUGGUUAUGGAUCGGCUGGGCACGGACCUGCAUAAGGUGGUAAUGGAGAAUGGUGGAAAGCUGAGGAAACCCAUCGUGCUACAGUUGGGUGUUCUCAUGCUGGAUGUGCUGGAAUAUAUUCAUGACAAUGAGUACGUCCAUGCUGACAUUAAGGCUGCCAAUCUCUUAUUGGGACACAGAGAUCCAAGCAAGGUGUACUUGGCUGACUAUGGACUGUCAUACAGAUACUGUCCUAAUGGAGAGCAUAAAGAGUACAAAGAGAACCCCAAGAAAGGACACAAUGGCACUAUUGAGUAUACAAGCAUUGAUGCUCACAAAGGAGUAGCCCCAUCCAGACGAGGAGACUUGGAGGUGUUGGGCUACUGCUUGCUUCACUGGCAGUGUGGAACUCUUCCCUGGCUCUCAUCUCUUAGGAACCCAGCUGAGGUCCAGGAGGCCAAGGCCAAGCUGAUGUCCAACCUGCCAGAUUCUGUCCUGAACAUGUCCAUGUCCGGCUCCAGCACGGAAAUAGCCAGGUUCCUGUCCAGCGUGAAAAACCUUGGCUACAAUGAAAAGCCAGACUACCAGGCCUUCAGAAAGAUUCUGUCAGCGGCCGGGCCACUGGGCCCAUUGGACUUCUCCAGGCCAAGAGUGUUCGAGAUGGCCAGGCCAACCACACAAAGGGCUGCAAGCCAACCCAAGACUACCGACAAAAAAACAGCCAGAUCAAAGCAUGUGGUGUCAGCAGAGGAAGAUGAUGAGGAAGAGUUGGGUGGGUCCACACCAAACGAAGUCCGGAGCAAGACCAAACGAGCGACACACAAGCAGAGACCAAACAAAAGUGACAUGGCUGCUAAAAGAAGUGCUAGGCAAAGGUCUAUGCCUAAGGACAGUGAUGAGGACCUCAGUGAUGAAGACGAGCCCGUCCCUCCACGAGUUCAUCCUAGAACAAGAGCAGGAGCACGACACAGACAGGAACAAGAACAAGAAAAGAGGAAUGCGGAUGUUUACAAGGGAAAGACCUGGUUGACCAUGAGGGGGAAAGAAAACCGUCACUAUAAGAACCAGCAAAAACAUACUCGAAAACUAAAUGAUGACUAUGCAGUCCAAUGGGAGGACACUGAUGAUGAUGAUGGAGACCAGUGGGGAAGUGAUGUCUGUGGAUUGGAAGAUGAAUGGGCUCGGUACCAUCACAGAGAUGGCUUUGGAAAGUCAACUAGAUGCCAGAGAAUGUGUAUCUUCCUUCUUGUUACGAUAUUGACUGCUGUUGGUUGUUGGUAUUAUCCUUACUGGAGACGUAACGCCAUAUGACCACUCUGAAUGAACAGACUGUUGUUAAGUGUUUCCAGUGACCGUUUUCACUGUGAUGGGCUGAAAGAAUAUAUAUGAAUGAAUUUAUAAAUUGGCAUGUUUUUUAGCACUAGAAAUGUAACAAUAUUUUAAUUGAUAUUGAAUUGUGAACUUUAAUAAAGUUAUUUUCUUUGCUGUA
Molecule: messenger RNA, 1917 nt
Organism: Pimephales promelas (fathead minnow)
Lineage: Eukaryota; Metazoa; Chordata; Actinopteri; Cypriniformes; Leuciscidae
Gene: vrk2
Product: VRK serine/threonine kinase 2
Biological process (GO): protein phosphorylation
Molecular function (GO): protein kinase activity; ATP binding
Source: RefSeq, a predicted model, not a curated record